UUGUUUUGGAAAGGUGAGGGAAAAAUGGAAUUUGAGAUAUACUGACACCGAAGGUGUGUUCCAGUUCACUUGUAAUUAUUCCAUGUUUUUUCUCUGCCUGUUGCCAUCUUCCAGAGGUGUGAAGUCAUCUCUGUUCUUUUGGUGCUGUCUCAAGUGGGUCAACCAUUCACUUCCUUUUUAUGCCCUCCACACUUUUGGCCGAGGAUAAUGAAGCCUUUGUUUAGAGUACCAGGUUGCACUCCAAUAAAUGAUUACAUUUCCCAGCCACCUCACCUUACUAAUUUCAUUGUGUUGGCUAUUCCUUUCUGACUAAGGCAGCACCUAGGAAGAUGCUCGAAGCAGCAAUUGAUAAUGCAUUUUUCUGUGAGCUGAGCCUGGUGUUGUAGGUGGCCUAGAAAUAAUGGUGUCAUUUGUGACACCUCGAGUGAGGGCAGGAGAGUAAAUCACUUUGGCUUGGAGAAGAGUGAUUUCUUUCUACAUUAGAAUUCUAUAUGGGGGGAGGAAGAAUCUGUGAAUGCAUAAAAGUUUCUCUUUGUUUUAAAAUGCUGUGUCCUAAAUAUGUUCUUUAUUGCUGAGGUUAGUGGUCCUUGAACUUGUCCCCUGAAAGAGCUCAGUUCUCUCUAUUAUUUUUCUUCUCUUAGGUUCUUAACUCCACAUAUCCUGGAAAUUCCUUCUCUGCUAUUUUUGGUAUGGGUUGGUCUAGGGGCCAAGUGGGCUUGGGCAAGCCAUUCCUUGCUGCGACUCAGAGCAUCCUGGCUGUUCCACCUUGCUCUAAACAGUCCUAAAAUUGCCCAGUCCUGUGCUUUUGGGAAAUCCAUCCCCUUCUUCCCAUUCUUUGUCUACCACUUAGUUUAGGGCUUUCUUACCUUUUACUUGGACUAUAGCCAUAAGCUUUUACCAAGUCUCUUUGUUUUUAGCAUUUCUUCAUUCUAGUCUGUUCUGCACACUUUGAUCAGGAGAAGCUCCUCACAUUACAGCCAUCUUCAUGUUUUCUCUCUUGCUCAAAAACCUGCAACAGCUUCCCAUUGCCGAAAAUCUAAAUGUAGCUUUUAGUCAGAACUUUCCACUUAAAGUUCUUACCCCUGGCUACACAUUCUGAUACCUAGGGAGCAAUUUUAAAAAUACUGAUGCCUGUGCUCUGUCCCCAUCAAUUAAAGCUGUGAGUACAACCAGGAUUGAAAACCACUGCAUUGGUCCUUGAUACGUAUCCUAAGAAUUGUGAGAAUUAUCAGUCUCCGCCCACGAAAGACAUUCAGCCAGAAACCAAAACUUCAUUGCCCCUUCAAUGUGGGAAUCCAGCCAAGACCUUAUUCUUGGACAGCGUCAGUGAAAGGGGCUUGGGAAAGCUCUUGGGCGUAGCAACAGAGGCAUGUCAUAUAUGGAAACCUUCCAUGAGGGUGACCUCACCACUGGAAUGCAUUCAACAUAAACCUUGCUGCAAGAACUAGCAGAGCUCUUUGGACAAAACAUGCAAGCACGAUGGCAGGAGAUACAUGGGUCCUGUACUCCAGCCUCUGGAGACCAAGAUUUGCCUUCUGCUUACCCUGGACUGAGGUGCUCAUGACAGAGUUAGUGAAAAGGAGAAAAUCUGGGAACACCUGCAGGUCAUCAUGCAAAGCCUUCUUUAAUCUUUCCUCUGGGCUCUCUCAGCAGAGGACACUCCUCAUUCACACCUCAUCCUGCAUCAAUUUUCAGUUAAUGAGGAAGUCAGACCUGCACCAAGCCAUUGCACCAGGCCACCCCAAACCACCUGGAACUCCCAGUGCACUUAGCAGGUGCUCCAGUCCCCAGCUCACUCGGCCACACACCAUGUGUGAAGAGGAGACCACUGCACUUGUGUGUGACAAUGGCUCUGGCCUGUGCAAGGCAGGCUUCGCAGGAGAUGAUGCCCCCCGGGCUGUCUUCCCCUCUAUCGUGGGCCGCCCUCGACACCAGGGUGUGAUGGUGGGAAUGGGCCAGAAAGACAGCUACGUGGGGGAUGAGGCUCAGAGCAAGAGAGGGAUCCUAACUCUCAAAUACCCCAUUGAACACGGCAUCAUCACCAACUGGGAUGACAUGGAGAAGAUCUGGCACCACUCCUUCUACAAUGAGCUGCGUGUAGCACCUGAAGAGCACCCUACCCUGCUCACAGAGGCUCCUCUAAAUCCCAAGGCCAACAGGGAGAAGAUGACCCAGAUCAUGUUUGAAACCUUCAAUGUCCCUGCCAUGUAUGUUGCCAUUCAAGCUGUGCUCUCCCUGUAUGCCUCCGGCCGCACGACAGGCAUCGUCCUGGAUUCAGGGGAUGGUGUCACCCACAAUGUCCCCAUCUAUGAAGGCUAUGCCCUGCCCCAUGCCAUCAUGCGCCUGGACCUGGCUGGCCGUGACCUCACAGACUACCUCAUGAAGAUCCUCACAGAGAGAGGCUAUUCCUUUGUGACCACAGCUGAGAGAGAAAUUGUGCGAGACAUCAAGGAGAAGCUGUGCUAUGUGGCUCUGGAUUUUGAGAAUGAGAUGGCCACAGCAGCUUCUUCUUCCUCCCUGGAGAAGAGCUAUGAGCUGCCAGAUGGGCAGGUUAUCACCAUUGGCAAUGAGCGCUUCCGCUGCCCUGAGACCCUCUUUCAGCCUUCCUUCAUUGGCAUGGAGUCAGCUGGAAUUCAUGAGACAACCUACAAUUCCAUCAUGAAGUGUGACAUUGACAUCCGUAAGGACUUAUAUGCCAACAAUGUCCUCUCUGGGGGCACCACCAUGUACCCCGGCAUUGCUGACAGGAUGCAAAAGGAGAUCACAGCCCUGGCCCCCAGUACCAUGAAGAUCAAGAUCAUUGCUCCCCCAGAGCGGAAGUACUCAGUCUGGAUCGGGGGUUCUAUCCUGGCCUCUCUCUCCACCUUCCAGCAGAUGUGGAUCAGCAAGCCCGAGUAUGAUGAGGCAGGGCCCUCCAUUGUCCACAGGAAGUGCUUCUAAAGUCAGAACAGGUUCAUCAAGGAUCCCCUUGAAACUAUUCUGUUACCAGUCAUGAAACAUUAAAACCUACAAGCCUUA
Molecule: messenger RNA, 3018 nt
Organism: Saimiri boliviensis boliviensis (Bolivian squirrel monkey)
Lineage: Eukaryota; Metazoa; Chordata; Mammalia; Primates; Cebidae
Gene: ACTG2
Product: actin gamma 2, smooth muscle
Source: RefSeq, a predicted model, not a curated record